GCGAGCGAGCGAGCCGGCAGGAGGAGGAGGAGGAGGAGGGCAGCGGGGAGGCGAGGCCGCAGAGGCGGAGGGAUCUGCGCAUCAAAGCGAGCAAGGCGAGCAAAGUUUGGCUGGGGGCUGGACUUUCUUUCCCGGAGGUGGCACCCAAACAGCCACUCCGUGCGGAAACCCAAACUUUCUGCUGCCACUCCGAGCCUCGCGGCCGCCGCCUCCGCCCCGCGAUUGGGGCCUUCUCGAUCCCGCGCCGCUGCCGUCCGCCGGCCCGUCCGCCCCGCGCAGCUCUUCUCCUUGUCGCGGGAGCCGCUCAGGCACAGGGCCGCGCGCCGAGACCCGCAGGCUGCAACGCCGCGGCCCGGCCCAGCGCACCGGCAAGUUCGCCGAGAGUUGAGGCGAAGUUUGGGCUGCGCGGCCGGCCCGGGCUCCGCGCCCCCGGCGUCCCGCCGCUCUCAGCCCCGCCGGGGGCGCCCCUCUCCGCCUGCGUUCCCUCCCCAACCAUGUCGUCCAUCCUGCCCUUCACCCCGCCGAUCGUGAAGCGCCUGCUGGGCUGGAAGAAAGGCGAGCAGAACGGGCAGGAGGAGAAGUGGUGCGAGAAGGCGGUCAAGAGCUUGGUCAAGAAGCUUAAGAAGACGGGGCAGCUGGAUGAACUGGAGAAGGCCAUCACCACGCAGAACGUCAACACCAAGUGCAUCACCAUCCCCAGGUCUUUGGAUGGCCGGCUGCAGGUGUCCCAUCGGAAGGGGCUGCCCCAUGUCAUCUACUGCCGCCUGUGGCGAUGGCCUGACCUGCACAGCCACCAUGAGCUGCGGGCCAUGGAGCUGUGUGAAUUCGCCUUCAACAUGAAGAAGGACGAGGUCUGCGUGAACCCCUACCACUACCAGAGGGUAGAAACGCCAGUUCUACCUCCUGUGCUGGUGCCACGGCACACAGAGAUCCCGGCCGAGUUCCCCCCGCUGGACGACUACAGCCAUUCCAUCCCUGAGAACACCAACUUCCCCGCCGGCAUCGAGCCCCAGAGCAAUAUUCCAGAGACCCCACCCCCUGGCUACCUGAGUGAAGAUGGAGAGACCAGCGACCACCAGAUGAACCACAGCAUGGACGCAGGUUCUCCAAAUCUGUCCCCAAAUCCGAUGUCCCCAGCACACAAUAACCUGGACCUGCAGCCAGUCACCUACUGCGAGCCAGCCUUCUGGUGCUCCAUCUCCUACUACGAGCUGAACCAGCGUGUCGGGGAGACAUUCCAUGCCUCGCAGCCAUCCAUGACGGUGGACGGCUUCACUGACCCCUCCAACUCCGAGCGCUUCUGCCUAGGCCUACUGUCCAAUGUCAACAGGAACGCUGCCGUGGAGCUCACACGGAGGCACAUCGGGCGAGGUGUGAGGCUCUACUACAUCGGAGGGGAGGUCUUCGCAGAGUGCCUCAGCGACAGCGCCAUCUUCGUCCAGUCUCCCAACUGUAACCAGCGCUACGGUUGGCAUCCAGCCACCGUCUGCAAGAUCCCACCAGGAUGCAACCUGAAGAUCUUCAACAACCAGGAGUUCGCCGCCCUCUUGGCUCAGUCUGUCAACCAGGGCUUCGAGGCUGUCUACCAGUUGACUCGAAUGUGCACCAUCCGCAUGAGCUUCGUCAAAGGCUGGGGAGCAGAGUACAGUCCCCCCCAUCCCUUUCCCUGUUCCUGCAGGAGACAGACAGUGACCAGCACCCCCUGCUGGAUUGAGCUGCACCUGAAUGGGCCUCUGCAGUGGCUUGACAAGGUUCUCACCCAGAUGGGCUCCCCCAGCAUCCGCUGUUCCAGCGUGUCUUAGAGACCCUGGGAGUGAAGAGGGAGGGGAGGGGAGGGCGGGCUUGGGGAAAAUGGCCAUGGAGGAGAAAGGAGAAAAUCAGAACUCUCCUCAACCCGUUCUUGUCAAGGAAGAAAAUCUUCUCUCUCAACCAAGGUGGCACCAACCUGUUUUCCAAAGCACAGAAGCAAACCCAGUGAUGGAUUUUAUGAACAGUUGUACCUGCUGAACACAUAUGCCCUAGGCUCCAGCGUGAAGGGCAAGAAAUGGCUUCUGCUCCAGUGGCUUGUGCCAACAGGUAGUGUUUCACCACCUGCCCCUUCCUGCAGCCACCUCCUUUUUUAAUGAGAUCUGGGAUGUCACAGUCCAACAGGAAAGCCUCUCUGCCCAGGGCUUGGUGUGGAAUUCAUCUUGGAAGGUGUUCCAUUUCUCUGGCACUUUUGAUUAAGAGCCUCUCGGAUAGAGCAUUCCCAGCCAUACCCCACCAUGCUGGCAGUGGGCACCUGAUGAGCUGACUGCGCAUGGGGAGGGGCUUGCCCGGCUGGCUCCCCUCUCAGAACACACUGAUUGGUGUGAGCAAGCACGUUCGGCAGAAUGUGUUCCUGGGACCCUGGGAAAAGUUGACGAGACCCAUCUCUUCAAAAACUUUUUUGCCCUUCCUCACUUGGAAAAGUGGGGAGGAUCUGCUGAGUCUCAGUGCGUAUGCAAUGUAUAGUUUCUAUUAUCACAUUAAUCUCAAAGAGAUUUGAAUGACAUUAAGUGUUCACAUGAAGCAAAGGGCAGUUGGAUGUAGUGGCAUUCGGGCUGAGGCAGCACUACCGCGAGUGCAUCCCCGGUUGUCUCGCGCCGUAUUCUGAUGCAUUCGGCUAUGUUGGUUUAUGUAGUCGGUUGCAUUAAUUAAACCAACUUUAUCAUAUGCUCUUUUAAAUGUUUGUUUUAUAUUAAAAAACAAAAGUUCCUGGGUAGGCAUAUCGACUGGGAAAGCAGACUGGGACCCAACAACUACUUCUCUCCCAAGGUGAAGCUUUUCCAGGUUCUGUUGAGACACCUGUCAGCACUUUUGGAAGCUGAAAUUUACAGAAGUAAAUUCACCAAAAGGGAAAAAUCUCAGGCUAACAUAGGCAAAUGAAAAGGGCUAUUAAAAAUUUUUUAUACCUUUGAAAAUUGCAGGCUUGAUGCAAAGAGAUCUGUCAUCUUCGCCCUGGGACGUGAUAUUAUGUAGCUUGUGGCAGAGAACCCUCAGUAACAACUAUUGCAGUGAUGCUGUGUGUUAAGUACAGCACCCAAGGGCAAUUAGGUAGAAAACUAGUAUACAUUAUUUCAACUGGAAAAAGAAAAACCGAAACAGAUUCUUUUACUGGCCUUUUGCAGAAUACAGCAGACACAGGAUUGCCACCUGCAAUUGGUACUUUAUUCUUUGCUGCUGUUUUUAUAUGAAAUGACUUAUCCACAUUUUUGCAUGAAUUUAUACCAGGAAAAAAAGGGGGGAGGGGAUUUCCUAUAGAAGUCCUGUCUUAUUCUAGGUGAAGGGAAUAAAGUGUAUACUUUUGGCAGGUCAUAAACCAUAAAUGUGAUGAAAUUCCUCAUGCUCCUUGAAGAUGUCGGGGACUUCCUGGAAUCUCACCUGCAGGAUCCAGUGCCCCUGCAGCUAUGGUCUUGAGAUUCCCAUCUAGGAGAACUGCUCCCUACACCUUAUGAGGACACAGGAAGAGAUGGAAUGAACACCUUGCUCACUUGUGUGAGUCUUUCCACAAGGGUGUUGACAGAACCCAGAGAUAAUACAAACCCUCUCACUUCCUCAGAUAGGUGCAAAUGCUGUGGGUAUGGAAUUUGUGCUUGGCUAAAAGUGGUCUGUAGACUGCUAUACACACACACACACGAGGCCUUCUGAACCUCCCGUGUGUGCCUUCAUGCUCCUGAUCAGCUCAGAACUCGGGGCAGGAAUAUUCCAUUUUGGCUUCUGCUGGAGCAAUCACAGCCCCUCGCAUGCAAGCUGCGGGCAGUGGUUUCUGAGGCUCGCACUCCUCACCUAUUACGUAAGAGCUUCCUAUGGCACAGUUGUCCUCCAGGUGCUUGGGGACAGCUUUAGGUGUAACACAAUCUUGGUGAUGUGCUGGUCAUAAUUGGCUGCAUUUCGGAGGGCGUCUUAGAACCCUCAAUGCUCAGAUCUGAUGGAUGCUUCUAAUUGGCAUGAAGUUUUGAGUUUUGUGUUUUUUUCCAAAGGCUGUUUUCUUGACCCUUUUCCUUAAGAGACCACCAAAGGAUAUGUGAGGAAACUGUAGGCAGAUCUACUUUUGGCAUCCGUGAAAAUAAAUUUGGUCAUUUUUGGAUGUCAGGGAAUGGUACCUUUCCCAUCCUGGAACACAAAUAGGUCCUUUGGGCAUGUGUAAUAUUAGUGUCCUUCUUAAGUCACAAAACUAGUUUUCUUAGUUUUAAAUCUUAUAUGAAUGACAUUUAUACAUUUUAAAAACUUUUUUAAAAGGACAGCUGAAAGAGGCAAGAGGAAAACCAGGGCAGUUUCAGAGGCAUGGGAAGGGCUGCCGGACAGCAGUUUUAAGUGUAGUUUGCUCAGGCAACAUGACCUCAUGUGCUGUCCCCCAGCUGCAUCCGGUGUCUGCAGCACUCCCGAGGAGCCAGCUUUUAGCACCUUUCCUUCCCCACCACUCUCUGCUUCCUCACUUAAUUCAGUAACAGACCCUCCAGUGCACACGCAGGUAGCUGCCCCAGCCGGUUUGGACUACAGGCCUGUGCUGGCGCAUCAUCUCAGCUGGCCACUUUCUUGGCAGGCUUUGGAGGACCUGACACCUAUGACUAGCCUGGAGUCAGGAGCAGGGACUCUGACUCUUGGGAAGAAAACACAUGAGGGCAAUGCUGCUGGCAGACUUUCCCAUUGUCCUGAUGUGGUCUGUUUUUUUUUUUUUUUUAAUUGACCGUAGUUAUUUUUUAAAUUGUUAAUGUAUUGAAAUGAGCUGUAGCACAUAUUGUGUGCUUAGUCUGUUUUUCUCCAUCUCCCUUUGGCUUCCUAGAGUCUGGACCUAGUCCAGGGCUGAAUGCCUUUACUCAAACCACAGGAAGGUUUUCUUUUAAGUAGUGUGUGCAUGUUGUGCAUGGACAUAAGUUGUCCAGGGAGCUGUCAUUCUUAGCCCCACCUGCCAUUUCUGAGGCUUCAUGAUUGUGCCCUCUAGUCUUCAAAAGGAGAGGCUGGGAAAGGACUCUGCAGGCUGCUCGCAGGACUGUUUACCUAGGGGGCCACUAGUAGCCAGAGAUGGCACAAGCUUGGCUCCGGACGCUGUUUCUUACAGUGUGCUUUAAGUGGCUAGAGUUGGGUGUUUUCUCAGAAUGUACAUGUGUCUCAUUUUUAGUAGAAGAAAACCUUAGCACAGCUAGGUUGUGCCAUUUUUCUUUUUGUGGCAUCAACGCUCCCCCGUAGGACCCCUUCAAGUAACAGUCUUCACAUUGUCCAUCCCCCUCUUAAGGAGCAUCGGCCACUUCCUGGAGUGGAUGGAAUGCAGGAAACAUACUCAAGAGAAUGUGGGUCACCAUGAUGAUGUAGCACCCCUGAUGGGAGGUGUCAGUCAGCGGGGAUGACUUGGUACACAGGCACCUCUUCAGAAACACAGCUGUCAUGUAAAAGAAACUCACCUCUUGGGCAAACUGGAGUGAGAAAUUCUCAGUGAUUCUGUAAUUGAUUUUUGUUUUUUUAAUGCAGAAAUAAUGGAUACUCUAGCAUUCUGGUGUUUUUAUAUUUAUGUAAUAAUUUCUUAAAACCAUUCAGACAGAUAACUAUUUAAUUUUUUAAGACAGUUGCGAAGGCCUCUCCCUUCUGAGGUCAGUGGCUGGAAGAGUUGGGUACAGCCAGUUCUGAAUGUUGGUGCCUUGAGGAGUGUAGUGGCUUUUUUGGCUCAGCAUCUAGAACUCCAAGCGAGGCUGGCUGCACAAGUGACAGUGUGUAAAAUCAGGCAGCUCUGAGUCAAAUCUAGGCCCUCCACAGGGAUCCUGGGGUGAAGACGCUACCCAGAGAGGGAGCCACUUUUAUCCAGGAGGCCUGCACUGCUGCCACUGCCAACAGGCUGUUCUGGACUCCUGUGUUGGCAUGUGUCGGGGUGAAGACGAGAAUGUGGAGGAUGUUGAUUACCUUCACUAUUCAGCCAGCCUGACCUUUUAAUAUCUUUGUAAAAAGCAUGUACCUAUUUAUAGUGUUUUAGAUUUUUCUAAGUUUUGUAUCUUAAAAGCAGAGCACCUGUUCUAAGCAUUGUACCCCUAUUGUUAAAGAUCCGUGUCCAUUCCCCUUCCCUUCCUCUUGUAAGUGCCCUUCUAAUAAACUUUUCAUUGAAAAGCUCCUA
Marmota monax (woodchuck) is the source of this 6121-nucleotide messenger RNA. RefSeq names its product SMAD family member 3 (gene Smad3). Gene Ontology annotation, molecular function: RNA polymerase II cis-regulatory region sequence-specific DNA binding; I-SMAD binding; DNA-binding transcription factor activity, RNA polymerase II-specific. Gene Ontology annotation, cellular component: heteromeric SMAD protein complex. The record is from RefSeq and is a predicted model, not a curated record. Lineage: Eukaryota; Metazoa; Chordata; Mammalia; Rodentia; Sciuridae. The transcript has 9 exons. Bases 495 to 1802 code for a protein of 435 amino acids. Gene Ontology annotation, biological process: SMAD protein signal transduction; anatomical structure morphogenesis; cell differentiation.